Molecule: messenger RNA, 6348 nt
Organism: Toxoplasma gondii ME49
Lineage: Eukaryota; Apicomplexa; Conoidasida; Eucoccidiorida; Sarcocystidae
Exons: 2
Coding region: 1-6348 (2115 amino acids)
Molecular function (GO): protein binding
Source: RefSeq, a predicted model, not a curated record
AUGCCAGAAACUCUCUCCGCUUCUCCGCAGGCGGAACACAGAAGAGACGACUCGGAAAAUAAUCCAGGGCGCUCUGUCUGUCUCUCUUGCGAGGCAGAGAAACGCAGAAUGGAAAGGCGUCGACAGGCAACUGCGGGAGAGGAAGUCGAUCCUCGACAGACACAAGCAGAUACACCUCGAAAACCGGUUCGACGGCACACAGGCGAUACGUCCAAACACAAAAGCGGGAGGCUCAGAAAAGAAAAAGAUGAAGACGACCAAGAAGAAGAAGAAGGCGAAGAAAGAGGAGCCAAAGGGGAAGAAGCAAUCGUAGGAGAACAAGACGCAGAGGGAGAGAGCGAAGAAGGAGGGGAGGAGAACGCAGAGGAGAAAGAAGAGGGAAGAGCAAUGAAGGGAGAAGGAUGCAGGACGCAGGUGACGAUGCAAUGGGGAGUGGAAGAGAGACAGAAAGUCCCCGAAGAAGAAGAUCUGCUUUUCUCGCCUUGCUCCCUGAGUGACUGUUCACCAGUGUGGAGAGAGAUGUCGGAGGAGAGAGAAGAGAGAGAGAAGGACGAGGAGGAAGAGAGCGACCCAGAAUUUGUCUUUCUUGAAGAUCGCUCUUCGACCUGGUCCCCGACUCCAGCCGACUUGCUUGUGUGCGCAAAGCGCCUCGGCUUCGUCUUCCCCGAGGACUCUCCCUUCCUUUGUCUGGCGAGAGAGUGUCUGACCGCGCCUUUGCCGGCGCCUUGGGUCGCUUGUCAGAGCCGCCGAGACGGCAGCAUUUUCUUCUUCAAUCCGGAAACAAAAGCGAGUGUCUGGGAGAAUCCAGGAGACGCCAUCUUCCGAGAAAAGCUCGCCGCUGCUCGCCUGAAACACCGCCGAGCUGCAGGGGAGACGGAGGGGAGUUGUGGGCGCUCACAAGGCGCGUCCGACGCCGGCCCACUGUCUGUGAGGAUUGGGGCAUCCCCCGGACUCGAGACGAGAUGCAAGGAGGUCGCAGCAGGGGAAGAAAGCAGAGCCGCGGAUCCGCCGGAGCUUGCAAAGCGAGACAGAGAGAUGCAAAAGGCGAGGCGGUGGGGUGACUGUGUCAAGAGCCAGAAGGACGAAGGAGAAGGAAACACAGAGAUGAAAUCAAAGACACAUACACAAGAAGAUCAACAGAAGAAAGAAAGAAAAGAACAAGCGAACCACGAAGAAGAAGCCGAAAGAGGUGAAGCACACGAAGGAGAAGAAGGAGAAGAAGAAGGAGGUGAAGAAGAGCUGUUGAACUUGUUGGCUCCUUUCGAAGGCGGACGAGAAGAAGGAGAGGUGACGGAUGGACGUUUGUUUCCUGGACCUCAUGUUCGUGGGGUGGGCAGCAGAGAAGACGUGGAAAGCGGAGAUGCGGAACGCGGAAGAGACGCCAGCAACUCAGAAAGCUGCACAGAGAGGAAAAACAGCUUUUGUCUUUUCGAGGAAGACUCAAGUGAGUUUGAAGAGGGUGAGGCGGCCGCCGCCUCUCCGUGUGUGUCUCUCUUUCUUCGUUCAGACGGGGGAGAGGAAGGCGCCCAGUCUUCUGCUUCUUCCCCUUCUGCUCGCCGCCUAGAAGCGUUCCCUGUUUCGCGGCGUCUUUCUCUCCCUAGACCGGUCCCCAGCGCGGGGCCCUCUGCGGUCUCCCGGUGUCUGGGCAUGCCAACUGGGGCACCAACGUCCUGUUCUCGAGAGGUGAGAACAGAAAUGCACGGGAGACUGGAGGAAGAGAAGAGAGUGGACAGUGCGACAAAGGAUCUCGAGUGGCUUUCCUCUCCUUGCAUGGCCGCGAAGAAGACCGAGGAAGCGGAAAGUUCCUCAGAACCGAGAAUCGAAGGACAGGGCUCGGCCGGCGGAGACAGACUCUCUCAGGAGAGACUCUCUCUUUCUUUGCAGAACUCCCAGAGAGAGCAGGCGGAAGAUACGGUGUCUGCAAUUGUCGAUGGAAGGAAAGGCCAACAUUCCCACAAUGGAGACAUUCUCGAUGCUCUUCUCAGUACACCGGCAGCUGCGCUUGAGACACGGUGCUGGCGGGCCAAAAGGCGAAGGCGAUCUCUCGGCGUGAGAGUGACCAACUCCGAGGCCGCCCCAGUGAAGGACCUCGGAGACAAAACAGCUUCCAGACACUCCAGUCCGGUUUCCCUGUUUUUGUCCUCGCCUGCUGUUGCGUCGUCUUCCUCCUCGUCUUGUUCUCCCUCUCAUGCGUCUUCUGGUUCUUCGUCUCCUCCCUCUCCUUCACUCCUCUGUCCUGCAGUCUCUCGCUCGCCUCCCCGGUCUGCGUCGGCCUCUCCGUCUUCUUGUUCGCUCUCGAAUUCUUCUUUUUUCUCGCCGUCCUUCGCUCCAGCGACCCCGCGAGCGUUUGCGGGAUCUGAGAAGGAGGAUUUCUUGGAACAGACGGCGAAAGGAGACGCGAAGGAUGGAACGAUUCUUGCUUCGCUCGCGGCGUUCCACCUGCCGGCAGGUCCUGCUUCACCGGGGGAUGCCUCUUCGGAUUCCUCGCCUUCUUUCGCGGCGUCUGCGGCGCCUCUCCGGACCUCUCCUUCCAAACGUGCGACAGACGGGGAGCCUCAGGAAAAAAGGGAGAUCGGCCUGUUGCAGAUCUUCCAGGUCGCUGGCAGAGCGCUUGGCGCGAGAGACUCGGCACUGCGACAGCUCGACGGAGAGAUGGAGGCGGUCGAACUGCUCGAGAGGGAAGCAUGCGGUGAGGUCGGCGCUCUGUCGUGGAGUGAGAGGUGGGGAGAGAACGAGGACGGUGAGAGAGAGAGAGAGGAUCCGCGAGGCGCAGGCGUCUCAAACGUCCGGUUUACGGUCGCUCGAGACGAGCGACAAGGCAUUUGCCUUCCUGACGGAUCCCCUUCUCCUCCCGGUUCGUUGUCUUCUUCUUCACACUCCCGUCCUUCUGUCUCUCCCUCUCCUGGAGAUGGUUUCUGGCCUUUUCUCAGAUGCAUGCUCAACUCGUCACAAGUGCCUCUCCUCACUGUCGCCUCUCGAGUCGUUUCACGGAAUGUCUCUGUUGACAACUUGCAGCGCGAAACUCUCUCACAGUCUCCUUCCUUCUCUCCUGUCGCUCCUUGUCCUUCGUCUUCGGAUUCGGCAUCCUCAUCUUCGUCAUCUGCGUCUCUCCCUUCUCACCCUUCCCCGACUGAAUCCUCUUGUUCUGCACCUUCCUCUUUCCGCCUGCCUUCGACGGUGGCCUUCCCUCCGUCUGCCGCCUCACCUGCAACGUCCUGCCGUCUCUCUCCUUCCAGUUCUUCCUCGCGGUGUUCCACAUCUUUCUGCUGUUCAGCCUGCGCUUCUUCAUCCUGCGUUUUACCUUCUUUUGCUCCACCCCACCUCGCCUGCUCCGCGGCAACAGUCGCUCCGUCGACGCGUUCUUCUCACGACGGCGGCAGGGAGGCUCUGGAGAGAGAAGAGGCCGAGAGACAGCAGAGGGAAGUUGAAGAAACAGAGGGAGAGCGAGGAGGAACAGAAGCGAACGAUGAGGAGGGAAGAGCUUCGGAGGGCAGUGGCGAGAGCGACGGCGACGGCGGCAGGGAGGCAAGCGAACAGCGAGAGAGUCACACUGCCGAGACGCAUCUGAACGUUCAGCGAGGAGACGCCUGGAGUCAAACCAGAGCUGUCGCAGAAGACGACGGAGAAGCUGCUGAGGAAGACCGAGACGCCUGCGACUCACACAGAGGACACUCACGCGCAUGGAAAAAAAAAAGAGAAGGCGCGCAUGCUCUUCGUCCUGGAGACAAGCAGGCGAGUCGCGUUCUGGAAGAAUCAGGAGAAAACCGAGAAGACGAAGGCGGCGCGACUCGCACUCCCCUCCACGCAAGUCGUCGGCUUUCUUGCUCCUUCCACGGCGAAAGUCCCAGCCUCGCGAUUGUUUCCAUUUCUCAGACUCCAGAGAGGGAAGACAGGCGAGGACGCGGAGAAGCAGCAGAGGCAGGGGAAACCAGCAGAUCAUGCGACUGGACGAAAGACGAGACAUUGCCAUUUGCAGAGGAGACAGCCGAGGCAGUGGAGGCGGCGAGAAGGCGAAUCACUCGAAACGAGACAAUGCAAGAGGGAGAAGAGGAGAGUCCGACUGAAAAGGUUGAGGAAGAGGACUCAGCGAACGGGAGAGAGGCAGGAACUCGACAUGGAGGAGAGGGAGGCCCUGCCCUGCAUGCAAGUUGCAGAGACAGCAAGGACGCAAACAAGGAGAUGAAAAUAUCACGGCCGAAGAGCCUCAAAGACUCGCCUCCUUCUGACCUCGCUUCUUCUGCGACCUGGGGAGUCGUCAGGACGCCAUAUUUCUUUGUCGGGUGUACAGACAGCCCCGGAGCAUCAGAUGCCCAGAAAGGGAGCCAGCAGAAUCCGGCCUUUCGCUUGCCAUCUGCCUCCACGUGUGCCUCUCUCAGCUCUCUUCCUGGCAGCCGAGAAUGCCUCCAAAGUGAAGAAGAGGGCGUUUUCUCCUCCAUUCCACGAGCACCAUCUCUCUGUGGGAAAAGGGGAGAGAAGGCGAAGCCUGUAGGAACUUCUAGGCAAGCGCCGCAUCUCGAUGUGUGCCACCGCGAGGUCGCGACGAACGAGCCGACAAAUGAGUCCGAGGAAGCCGCAGCCGGAGCAGACCAGACAGACGCAGGAGCAGGAGAAGAACCUGAAGAAGCAGAGAAAGGGGCAGAGCUUGUCAAGAACGAAGCAGGAGAAGCAGAGGAAGUCGCGGCAGAAGAAGGAGUAUAUGACGGAGGUGAAAUGGAAGAUGAGAAAGCAGGAGACGGAGAUGAACUGGAUGUGAAGGGUGGGGAAGAAGGAGAAGGCGAUGGAGGCGCAGGACAGAGCGACGAAGGAAGAGCGAACGAGGUCGAAGCCGCGCUUCCGGUUACCGGGGAAUUCAGGUUCGAUGCAACGAAAGAGAGACCGGCUCUGGGUGUCGCGGAGAGGUCUGAAGAAGAACGGAAUCUCUCUUCAGAAGGCAAUGCUCAUUCUCGAGCACGGCAGAUGCAUGCGUUCUCAAAAAAGCAACUGGAAGAAAGAGAGAUACUUUCUCGUCCACCGUCCUCUGCUCGUUUUCCUCUGUCUCCGGAUCUCGAGAGGACAGCGUGGAACGAGGCAAACGCCUCUGUCCUCUCCGACCUUGAUUCCAGACAAGACAAAAAGGCUGUGCCUGGUGUGGAAUGGAGCUGUGAAGAGUCAGCGCGGAUGAAAAGCGGAACUGAGAAGGAGGAUGACGCGAGCCUGCCUCUUUCACCGAAUUCGAUUUCUUCUUCGAUCGUCGCCCAUCGUGUGCCGACCUCUUCCAGCUCCCCUUGCUCUCUUCCCUCCGUCUGCGUCUCUUCUUCUGCCUCUUCUUCUCCUUCUUCUUCUUUUACGGCUCAGACACCUGCGAAGCCGCUGUUCGUGAAGGCAGCAGUGCGUGAGAGAGAAAAGCAAAUUUCUGCACAGAGAAGAGGGGAGACAGAACGGAGACUAGAAGGCGAAUUGCGUCGCGCGAAGCGAGACCUCGCUGCAGCUCUGCGCCUCCGGAGAGAACAAGAGGAGAGUCACGCGCGACAGCUCUCUCGGCUGGCUCUGCAGGAGGCGCAGCUGAAACGCGAAACUCAAGAGGCCAAGGCCGAGCUAGCUCGAGUUCUCAGACGACUAAAGCAGAGAGAAGAAGAAGAACAAGAAAGAGAACAAGAAGACGAACAACGAGAGGAGAGCGGGGACAGAGGAGAACAAGAGGAAGAAGAAGAAGGAGAACAAGAAGGAGAACAAGCGGAGGGAGAGGAAAGAGGAGGCGAAGAAGACGAACAAGAGGAAGAACAAGAAGGAGAACAAGAGGAAGAACAAGAAGGAGAACAAGAAAGAGAACAAGAAGGAGAACAAGAAAGAGACGAAGAAGGAGAACAAGAAAGAGAACAAGAAGAAGAACAAGAAGAAGAACAAGAAGUAGAACAAGGGGAGGGAGAGGAAAGAGAAAAAGAAAGGAUGAAAGGAGAGGCGACACUCGAGGGAUGUGGAUCAGCGUGGUCGAGCGUAGGGCGCAUUUCAUGGCGAGGAGAGACAUGCACUGGAGAACAGAAGACUCAAGGGAAAAGGCAAAAGCCGUUUCACGAGAGGCAGAAGGAAGAGCGAAGACAAGAAGCCGACUCGAGGAGAGAGCGAAAAACCAAGCACAAAGGAGAUCCUCCCCCGUGUGGUAAGGGAGUGACGCACUGUACUGAUAUCACAGGCUUUACGUUGGAUCUCGCAUUGCUUUCGUUAGAUCUGUCGGUCUCUCUGAAGGAAGUGGAAUAUGAACAUGGCUUUGACUUUUUCUGCUUCACACGACGGUCACGGUAUUGCAUCUACCGUGGACGCAUAAAGCGAGGGCGCGUCGCGUACCUACAGUCACUGGCAGGAAGAAAGUGA